AUGCGCUCCCUGUCCGCCCAGCACUCCCGUAUCGUCCGCCGAGUGACCCUCUCUCUCCGCGGCUUCACGCAGAAGCUGCACAAAAAGAGAAUUCACACAUGCCUGCAGCCCGCUAGCGUACCCUACAUUCCUCCAGAGGUGUGGGGGCUCAUCAUACACCACGCUUGUCUUCUCGACUAUGACCCGCUCGUUUCCAUCUCUCAGCUCUCCUUCCUCGACUCUGCUGCCUCUCAUCUCGCAUGUUAUCGCGCCGUGAUGCGCAUCAAAACCACUCUCUCACUCGUUUGCCAGAGCUGGCACCACUUUGCGCAACCAUACCUAUUCGAAUUUGUCUGGAUCUCCUCUGCCGCACAGGCCAAGGUGCUUGCUCGCACGCUGCUCAUCGAGUACAUAUCCUCCAGCGAUCACGGCACUAGCGGCAAGUACAUCCGUCGCCUUCAUAUUGAAACCCCCGCUCUCGAGCGCUGCGCUCCUGCCGACCUACGAACAAUCCUUGAAUACUCGCCCAACAUCUCUGUUUAUUCCGACUACCAUUCCGUGCAGCGUGGCGUAGGGGACGGCGCUGCCGACCCUCGCUGCAGCCCCGAGGCCAUCCUCCGCCUCGUCACCCACCCGAAAAUGCGCCGCCUCAGCUGGACAAGCUACGAUGACCUGCCGUUCGAACUCCGCAUGUCCCCCUUCCUUACGAAUGUCGCCACACGACUCGAGUACCUCGAGCUCUCCUCUCGCUCUUCUACCCUCCGCGGUCCAUCCCCCGACCACGUCGAGUUUCCCGCCAUGGCUGUGUGCCUCCCUUCUCUCCGUGCACUCAAAGUCUCCCUCGAUAACAACACCUUUGCCGUCCUCGCUUCGUGGGACAUGCCUGCGCUGACCAACCUCUCCGUCCUUUCUUCUGACUUCAGUUACACUGGCACCGGCUUCGCACAGUUCUUCCACGCACACGGUCUCAAGCUGCGCCAACUCGAGCUCGGCCAUUCUUCAUCGCUCGUCGAGGAAUAUUAUCUCACUACGCCACACCAUCUCCUACAGAUGCAGCAGAGUCAUACCCAGCCGCCACCCGUCCCCCUCGCCGAGUGGUGCCCCAAUCUCCGUGAGUUCAUCUGCUCCGCCGACGCCGAGUGGCACUGGCGGAGCCCCGACUGGAUCGCGCCGCACAUCCUCCUACCCGCGCACCCCCGCGUCGAAUUCAUUGGCAUCCGCGACAUCGAUACCCGCCUCCUCGAGGACCCCGCCGUCCCGCACGCUCCCGCCGACACGCCCUAUUUCCUGCUCCUUGAGCAGAUGUCUUCCAUUCUCUGCCACGACGCGUUCCCCAGCCUACGCUUCGUGCGCGACCUCAGCACGGAGAGCCAUCGCAUGCGCACCGUCCGGCCCUCGGAGCGCGUGCUCGGCUUCUGGUCGCGGGUCGUGCAGAAGUGCCACGAGCGCGCCGUGUGGCUGGAGGACUGCGAUGGCGUGAAUAUCACGCAACGCGCUCUGAAGCGCGCUGCGUUGGUGCGGGAUUGA
This is a messenger RNA of Sparassis crispa, 1506 nucleotides long. RefSeq lists its product as hypothetical. The coding region runs from base 1 to 1506 and encodes 501 amino acids. The transcript has 2 exons. The record is from RefSeq and is a predicted model, not a curated record. NCBI's taxonomy places the organism in Eukaryota, Fungi, Basidiomycota, Agaricomycetes, Polyporales, Sparassidaceae.